AGAAAAAGAAAAAAAAAAAGAGUUCUCAUUUCCCAAGUUAAUCAAUCAAGCAUGGAUUGCUUCACAUCACAAAUUUCAGUUGUGUUGCUACUCUUGCUAUCUGCAAUGACAUUCCACAAUGUCAUUUGUAGCGUAAAUAUGAAGCUUAGUUGCAACGAAAAGGACCAAACUGCACUGCUAAUGUUCAAACAAGGUGUGGUAAAUAAUUCAAACAAGCUCUCCUCUUGGUCCAGUGAAGAAGAUUGUUGUACAUGGAAAGGAGUCCAGUGUGAUAACGUGACAAGAAGAGUUACAAGACUUGAUCUGAAUCAAGAAUACUUGGAAGGUGAAAUCAACCUAUCGCUGCUUCAAAUUGAAUUCUUGACUUACUUGGAUUUGAGCUUGAAUGGAUUCACAGGUCUAAGUUUUCCAAACACCCUCAACAAAUCACUACUCACACCUUCUAAUACUUAUGCUAACUUCUCCAACCUCAAGUACCUGGACUUGUCCUUUAAUGAAGAUCUUCAUUUGGAUAAUCUUCAAUGGCUUUCUCAACUUUCUUCAUUGAAAUGGCUCAAUCUCAGUUUGAUUAAUCUUGAAAAUGAAACAAACUGGCUUCAAACCAUGGCCAUGCAUCCUUCCCUUUUGGAGUUGAGAUUGGCAAGUUGUUAUCUAAACAAUAUCAGCCCUUCUGUCAUGUUUGUGAAUUUUUCUUCACUUGUGACUCUUGACCUAUCUGGGAACUAUUUUGACUCUGAAUUACCUUAUUGGUUGUUUAAUAUUAGCAGUGAAAUCUCCUAUAUUGACCUUAAUUUCAAUACUUUGCAGGGUCAAAUACCCAAGAGUUUGUUAAAUCUUCAAAAUCUUAAAUAUUUAGGAUUGGUUAACAAUGAACUUACAGGUCCUAUUCCAGAUUGGUUAGGGAAACAUGAACAUCUGCAACAUCUUGGUCUAACCGAUAACUUGUUUUCUGGUUCCUUUCCUUCAAGUCUAGGAAAUCUCUCAUCCUUGACCAAAUUAACCGUUAGCUCCACUUUGUUGACUGGCAAUCUUCCAGACACCAUUGGCCAACUUUUUAACUUGAGGAGUCUAUACAUUGGAGGUUCCUUGUCAGGUGUUCUAUCUGAAAAGCAUUUUUCCAAACUCUUCAAUUUAGAAUCACUCAUCUUGAAUUCAGCUUUUGCAUUUGAUUUGGACCCCAACUGGAUUCCUCCUUUUCAGCUUCAUGAAAUUAGUUUGAGUAAUACAAUUCUAGGUCCUGCUUUUCCAGAAUGGCUCUACACUCAGAGGACACUAGAAAGUCUAGAUGUUUCUUACUCGGGAAUUUCAUCCAUAAAUGCAGAUAGGUUUUGGAGCUUUGUAGGUAACAUUGGUGCAAUCGUCUUGACCCACAAUGCAAUUAGUGCUGACUUAUCAAACGUCACUCUAAAUUCUGGAUAUAUAUUCAUGGCUCACAAUAACUUCACAGGAGGGCUCCCAAGGAUAUCAACAAAUGUUUCCAUUUUUCAUGCAUCUAACAAUUUCUUGUCUGGAUCAAUUUCCCAAUUAUUGUGCCAAAAAUCGGGUAGGGGAAAAAACAGAUUGAGUUACUUGGAUUUAUCAGAUAAUCUUUUGACCGGAGUAAUUCCAGAUUGUUGGGAGAAUUGGAGAGGUUUGGCUUUCCUUUUCCUUGACAGCAAUAAGCUAGGUGGUGAAAUUCCUCCAUCAAUGGGUUUGUUAAAUGAACUCAUUGAAAUGAAUUUGCAUAAUAACAACUUGUCUGGGGAGUUUUCACUAGACAUGUCAAACUUUACAUCAUUGGUGUUCAUCAACCUUGGAGGAAAUAAUUUUUCUGGUGCUGUACCAAUGAAGAUGCCAGAGAGCAUGCAAGUGAUGAUACUCAAGUCCAAUAAAUUCACUGGCAAGAUUCCACCACAACUAUGUAGUCUCCCUUCUAUACUACAACUAGAUCUUUCUCGAAACAAACUUUCUGGAUCUAUUCCUCCUUGUGUCUACAACAUUACUUCCAAUGAUGGUGCAAGAACAGGUCAUUUUCAGUUCACUCUUGAUUUGUUUUGGAAAGGUCGAGAGAUGGUGUAUCACGACACUGGAAUAUUGAGAAAUCUAGACGUUUCAUCAAACAACCUGUCUGGAGAAAUUCCACCAGAACUUUUUGGCCUCACUCAAUUGUUGUUCUUGAACUUGUCUAGAAACAAUUUCAUGGGAAAGAUACCAAGCAAGAUUGGUGGCAUGAAAAAUUUGGAGUCCCUUGAUCUCUCCAACAAUCAUCUUUCAGGGGAAAUUCCUGCAGCUAUCUCUAAUCUGUCUUUCCUAAGUUAUCUCAAUCUUUCAUACAAUGAUUUCACUGGACAAAUUCCACUAGGGACUCAGCUUCAGAGUUUUGAUGCAUGGAGCUAUGCUGGGAAUCCCAAACUUUGUGGACUUCCCUUAACAAAGAAUUGCUCUAAGGAAGAAAAUGAUCACAAGGCAAAGCAAGGUGGACCAAACGGCUCUGAAAAUGACUCACUCUAUCUUGGAAUGGGAGUUGGAUUUGUUGUUGGCUUAUGGGGAGUUUGGGGUUCUUUGUUUCAUAGGGCAUGGAGACACAAAUACUUUCGGAUACUGGAUCAUAUUCUAGACUCUAUCUAUGUGUUUGUAACUCUAAAGUUAAAUAAGUUUCGUGAAGUAAGAUCAAGUUCUAGAUGAAGUAAAAGUGUUUGAAUGAGCUUUUUAGAAAAUAGAAGAGCUUGGAAAAGUGGUAAUGUGAAGGCACUUCAAUAACUCAUUUUGUGAUUGGAUGUACAUCUACUUAAAUGCUUAUCUAAAUUAAGCAGUGUUUGUCAUUUGGUUGUAAUGAAGUUACUAAAACGGACAUACAUAAAAGGUUAUUUAUUUUGAAUAUUAGUAAAAAGUAAUGAAUGUUAUUUGAGA
This is a messenger RNA of Cajanus cajan (pigeon pea), 2889 nucleotides long. RefSeq names its product receptor-like protein EIX2. Gene Ontology annotation, molecular function: protein binding. The record is from RefSeq and is a predicted model, not a curated record. Lineage: Eukaryota; Viridiplantae; Streptophyta; Magnoliopsida; Fabales; Fabaceae.